UAAUCUCUCUCAUCCCUACAACCCCCCACAUAGACAUAGCCUAGUCUUCUUCGUCCAGUUGCUGCUUUUCUCAACAAUUGCUCCAACUAGGUUAUUGACUCGCUCAUUCAUCGGCCAGCGGAAUCAGAACUCUUGGCGACAGGAAUGAGCCAACCAACUGAAGCACCCGCUGUGCCUGAACAGCUACCGGCCAACGGGCACACCCAACUAUCGGCACCAGCAUUGACCCCGACGUUGCCGUCUCAGGCCAUUGAAGAACCCGUCGAUUCGCGACAUCUGGAACACAUUUUGCUCCACAAUCCACGCCGGAUCCUAUUCCUGUACGGCUCACAGACCGGCUGCGCUCAAGAUGUGGGGGAGAACGCAGCCAGGGAGGCCAGAAGGAUGCACUUUAGUGCCACAGUCUCAGCCAUGGAUGACUAUGAUAGAAGCCUGUUGAUCCGGGAGCAUUUUGUGGUUUUUAUUGCAUCCACGACAGGCCAAGGCGAGGAACCGGACAAUAUGAAAAAGUUCUGGAAGUUUCUGCUUCGCAAAUCUCAUCCCAGCGAUGCCCUCGAUCACAUGGAGUUCACUGUGCUAGGCCUGGGAGACUCUUCGUAUAUCAAGUUCAACUGGCCUGCAAAGAAGCUGUACAAGCGAUUGAUGCAGCUCGGUGCCGUACCAUUCUAUGAGCCCGCUUAUGCGGAUGAUCAGCACUAUCUUGGUGUUGAUGGAACACUUGGUCCGUGGUUGCAAGGACUCUGGAAAGUUGCGCUAGAAAAGUACCCGAUUCCACCUCAUCUGAAAAUUAUACCUAAAGAUGUGAUCUUUCAGAACAGCUUUAGUUUGGUAUUUGAUCCGAAAGAUAGUGGAGAUAUUGGAGGAACACAGGACCAUGCACGCGAGCACCAGCCACGGAACAAACCUCAUGCUGAACCGAUCAUGGAUUAUAACAAAGAGCCUGGAACAUACAUGGCAAUGCUGCUGAAAAACAAGAGGAUCACACACCCUAAGCACUCACAGGAUGUCAGGCACAUUGAGCUAUUGAUUAAGGAUCCCACCUUUCCUGGCUACCAUUCGGGCGACGUUCUUUGUAUGAGGCCACGCAAUCUCGACAAGGAUGUCAACGAGUUCUUGGAAUACUCUGGGUGGACUCAAAUUGCAGACGACACUUUUACCAUUGUCGAGAAUUUUCCAGAUCACUCCCUGCCACGACAUAUCCCACACCGGCAGACGCUCCGAUCGCUCUUAACACAUCAUUUGAACGUCUUUUCAACGCCUCGGACCAGCUUCUUUCAGCUCUUGGUCCACUUUACAUCCAGCGAGGACGAGAAGGAAAAGCUACGAGAUUUUGUGUCUACCGAGGGUCAGGAUGAUCUGUAUUCGUAUUGCCACCGGAUGCGCAGGACCAUCUUUGAGGUGCUACAGGAUUUUAAGGGCGUCAAGAUCCCAUUGAACUAUAUGAUGGAUAUCUUUCCAGUCAUUAUGCCGCGCAGCUUCUCGAUCGCCUCGGCGCCCCUAGCGUCGGUUCAAGAACAACAUCAGUCUGCGGAUACAAGAACCGCAGCGGGCGCAGGUAGUAGCAAUGGAGAUGGCGAUUGGGCUGGGCUGACUCAAACCAGCAAUGGAGAUAUUGCGACAUCUGCAGCAAGAGUGGAUGUGGAAGGUGAGCUUGAGUGGAAGGUGGAUCUCUGUGUGGCUAUUGUGCAUUAUAAGACAAAACUCUGGAAGUGGCGGACCGGAGUUUGCACGCGGUGGCUCAAGGGGCUGCAAGCAGCGGAAGACACCAACACUUCGGCAACAACAGCAAGCACACCAGCUCCAGUAGAGCCAGCACAGUUCAGUAUUCGCAUACAGAGGGGCACUUUAAAACUUCCAAAGGAUCCAAACACGCCACUUAUUUGCAUUGGACCAGGAACUGGAGUUGCACCUAUGAGAAGUUUCCUGCAUCAUCGGAUCUAUGCACAAGGAGCCACUGAAAACGUCCUUUUUUUUGGAUGCAGAAAGAGAGGUAUGGACUACCACUACCAGGAAGAAUGGGAGCAGCUGGAGCGCGAGGGUUAUCUCAAGGUCUUUACGGCAUGCUCACGAGACCAGGAGGACAAGGUGUAUGUGCAACACCUAAUUGAACAGCAGGCGGCCUUGGUCUGGAAGUACAUUGACACUCAAGAGGGGAUGAUUCUGCUGUCGGGGAGCUCAAAUCGUAUGCCGACAGAUGUGAUGAAGGCGUUGCAGAGGGUCUUUGCUUCGCAGGGCAGGAUGUCGAUCGAGCAGGCGAGCGUGUAUCUGGACAGGCUUGAGAAGGAGGGCAGGUUCCAGCAAGAGUGCUGGUCUUAGAGAAAUAAAGUCGAGAUGAGACUCAAGCCGUCCAUCUUUGCCAGCUUUUGUUUUGCAUAGCCUUUGCCCGUCAUCGUCGUUGUUGUCUUCUACCUCUAAAAGUCUGUAUGGUGUGAAUAUGAGAAGGAUCG
Molecule: messenger RNA, 2447 nt
Organism: Gamsiella multidivaricata
Lineage: Eukaryota; Fungi; Mortierellomycota; Mortierellomycetes; Mortierellales; Mortierellaceae
Exons: 7
Coding region: 145-2316 (723 amino acids)
Cellular component (GO): cytosol
Molecular function (GO): flavin adenine dinucleotide binding; FMN binding; NADPH-hemoprotein reductase activity
Source: RefSeq, a predicted model, not a curated record